AUGGUGCAGGGCGGGAGCUCGGACCAGGCGGCCGGUCGUCAGAAGAAGCCUCGUAAAGCUCGCACGGCAUUCAGCGACCAGCAGCUGUCGAGGCUGGAGAGAAGCUUCCAGAAGCAGAAGUACCUGAGCGUCCAGGAGAGGAUGGAGCUUGCUGCAUCUCUGCAGCUCAGCGACACACAGGUGAAGACCUGGUACCAGAACAGAAGGACCAAGUGGAAGCGACAGUCAGCUGCUGGUCUGGAGCUGCUGGCUGAAGCCGGCAGGAUGUUCCUGCCCACACACUACCUGUACCCUCCUGCCCCGCCCACACUGGACCUAUACCUGUACCGAGGCCACACCCUGCAUCAGCACACAGCCGCCGCCCUGUUGCACAACCACAAAUCACACCCACACUGACGGCAUCGCACUCUAACACCUGGGAGGACUGAGAGAACUUGGAGGACUAGGACUAGGAGGAGGUUCAGGUUCCCACUGAACAACACAGGGGUCCAGAGCAGCAGCAGCUGGUUAAUGAUAAAACUGUGAUUAACAGAAUGAAGCUGAAUCUCUGGUUCAGGAAGCAUCAGUUCAUUGGUCGGACGGAUGUGACAUCACAAACUCUCUGGAACAAGCUGCACAAGGUCGUCAUCGUCUUCUAACAGAUUUAUUACUGAAUUCACUUCAACUUCCUACGUCACUUUCAUAAACACAUUGUUUUCUUUUUGAUAUUUGAUUAUUUUAGAAUGUUUUUACCUCUGCCCCAAAGGUUUGAGUCGUUUCUUCAUGUUUGUGUUUUAAGGUGCUUUUUAAAUAUUGUUAUAAAAACAGGACAUUGAAGGUGACGGAGCUGAACAACGUGUGUGAAUAAUAACGUCAGGUGCACUUUAAUGUUUUUAUAAAAACUUUCCUCUCAAAACCUUUGGAAUCAAUAUUUGUUUUUACAUUUUCAAUAAAAAUCUAUUGAAAUGUUUUGGUCUGUUUGACUCUUGAUGUUAAAUCGUCUCUGAAGCUUUUAUUGACUCUUCGAACUAAAGUGUAGUUUGAUGCUGGACUGGUUCAGAUCAUCGACUGUAAAUCAAGACGACGCCUCGUCUCCACUUCCUCCGUAAAUGAAUCUAAAAUAUAUUUGUUGUGAUGACAUCAUUUUCAGUCAGAGUCUGUGCUGUAGUGACUGCAGAAUCGAGGUCCCGCCCCUUACACCUGCUCGACCAAUCCUGAGUCA
Paralichthys olivaceus (Japanese flounder) is the source of this 1201-nucleotide messenger RNA. NCBI's taxonomy places the organism in Eukaryota, Metazoa, Chordata, Actinopteri, Pleuronectiformes, Paralichthyidae. The record is from RefSeq and is a predicted model, not a curated record.